Molecule: messenger RNA, 7165 nt
Organism: Pteropus alecto (black flying fox)
Lineage: Eukaryota; Metazoa; Chordata; Mammalia; Chiroptera; Pteropodidae
Gene: CABYR
Product: calcium binding tyrosine phosphorylation regulated
Exons: 5
Coding region: 3631-5700 (689 amino acids)
Biological process (GO): sperm capacitation
Cellular component (GO): sperm fibrous sheath; cytoplasm
Molecular function (GO): calcium ion binding
Source: RefSeq, a predicted model, not a curated record
CCAAAUAUUCAAAGAUUUCAGUCCAAAUAUUCAAACUUGUUAUUCAGCAUUCAAAGAUGUACUUUAUAAUUUUUUAAGAACCAUUCCUGCAUUAACCGCUUUAACAUUUUUUUAUUUCUCCUUCAGGAUUUCAAAUAAGUUUGUGUUCAGUUCACUUAACUGAAUAGACAGCUUUACAACACCAUCAAGUAGAUUUUCUUUAAUAGUCAAAGAAUAGGUCUGUUUAUAAACUCUUUCCUAGGUUUGGUGCGUAAUAGUCCUUGUGGUUUAUCUCUCUUAAUAUGGUGAUAGAGCAUGGAGAAGGAGGUAGGUGGUGAUACUAAAGACUAACAAAAGUACAGUUUAAGUACACUGUACCAUUAGAUUACUGAAAUCUGAGUACAUUUUUUUGAGUCGAGUAAUUCUAACAGUUACCUGGCCUGCGUGCCAUUACUUAUCCAACCUGUGAACUACCGUGAUCUGCCUAGAAAUUUAGUUUGGUGUAAAUUACUCCUUACUCCUUGUUGAUGAAGAAAAUAGUCAUAUAAGUGGAGCCAUUUGCAUUUAUGUGUGCUCUUUUUGUAUUGGUAUCACUCCUUCUUCCCUAUUUUGGAAGCUCUCAGAUGGAUCUUGUAAUUUAUAAAUGUCACAUAUAUUUUUGUAUUAGAUUGUGCCUAUGAAGAGAGAAGUCUCUAAUGUAUGUCUUAUGUACUCUGGACACAUAAUUUGACACACGUGGAGGCAUGGUUUAAUAAUGAUGUAUAUGCACCUUUGUGGUUAAUAUAUUCAAAAUUUUACUUUUAUUGGAUUAGGUAUCUUUAUGAUUUUAGCACAUGAUAGUGAAAUAUUUGAGUAAAGAAUUAUUUUCUGAUGUCACAGAAAAUUAGAAUAGUUAUUGGAUAUUGUAUAAGUCAACUAUUUACAGAAUUUGCACUUUAUAUUUCUGCCAACUAAAAUGAAAGGACAACGCGUACCUGAUUUUUACUUGAUUGCUUCAUUAAGCAAAUUGUGGUGGCAAGUAUUUAAAUAUGACUCUGUACCUGUGAAGAUAUACAUUCACACAGUCAUGAUGUACUGUUUGGCAUUUAUAUAUUUUUAGAUCCUGUUGGUGUUAUAUUUUGUAUUUAAAAAAAAACAAAAAACAAAAAAAACCCGUAUCAUCACAAGAAGCUCAUAGUAGAGGAAGGAGACUUGGAAGAUAGGAAGAGGAAAUACAGAAAGAAAAGGACAAGGGGAGCAAGAAAAUGGAAAGUUGGUCCAUUAAAGAUGUGCCCUUCAGUAAAGUGUGCAAAAAUCCUCAAGUGCUCAGUGUAAUUGGCUUCCUUGUGAAAACUAGCAACGGGGCUGAGCUCUAGCUCCCAAUUGACUUGGGUAUAAAAUAGAAGCAACACACUUGUAAGCAAGGUGAGCUCUAGUUUAUACUUUCUCUUCCCAAAGGCCGGUGACUCUCAAAUUUUAGUUUUACAAAUUAGUCCUCUCUGAGAUUCUGAUUUCUGUAAAUUCUAGGGAGGGCUUAGUAUUUUUAACAAGCUCCUAGGGUGAUUUGAUGCAAAUAGUCUAAAUUAGACAAACAUUGACCUACAUUUUCACCUUUUGGUAAAUAGUAAAUCUGAGAGAAGGAUCUAACACAAUUGUGUAGCCAGAUUAUGCUCAGUCACAGUAUGUCAUGGGGCAGUCGAGGAAAUGCUGCUCACCCCUUGGCUUUCUAAACUAGGAGGUUCCUGAGCUGAGUUUUGUUUUGUUUAAUUAAUUUAUUCUAAGCUGAGUUUUAAAAAAGAAUGCAAUCAGGUGAAAAUGAUGGCUAGAAGGAUGUCUCAGGCCUUGUACCCCCAUGAACAAAGGCGCAGAGGUGACAAACAACAUGGGUAUUCAGAACCAAUCUCUAGAGAGUCAAGUGGAAAGGAAAUGGUAAGGUGAGAUGGGGGUUAUUUGAGGUCACAUAAGAACCUUGGGCUUCUAUAGAAUAGGACUUUGAGGUGGGGGCAAGGGACAGGGAGCAAUGGAUAAGAGCGGAUUCAUAUUUUAGUUAGAUCUCCAGUGAUUAAAAGGGAGGUGAAUACAAGGAUAAGAAAAUUGUAAAGCCACAUCAAAUCAUUAGUUCUAGAAAUCAAAGUAGCAAAUAGUGGUUUAAAAAUUUUUGGUUAAAUGUUUUCACUAACAAUUUGCAUUUCAGAGAGACUUGGACAAAACCGGCAUUGGGGAAAUGCGGAAAGUAAAGCCUUGCCGCCUGAGUUACAGGUAUUCUGCAUAGUACUUAACACCUAGUAGGUGUUCAAGAUGACCCACCUAGUUAGGCUACACAAGCAUAAUUGUCUCUAAUUCCAAAUGACAUCAUAAAUUGGGUCUCUAAUGUUUGCACUUGGGUUUUUUUAGUUUCAUUAUACUUUUGAUACUUAAACAUUAUAAACCAAAGCAUAAGAAAUUAUGACAGCCUCAUUCACUUCACUUUUAUUUACACGACCAAAGUGGUGCCAGGGACAGUGAUGGACCAAAAAAAAAAAAAAAGGCGCUCUGCAGGCCUAUCAUAUCAAAAUCUAAAAGAGCAUUUCUCCUUUUAAAAUAUGCUUGUGACAAGAAAGAACUUGUCUGCCCCAUAAUGAGCACUUGGUAAUAACUAUUAAAUGGAUGAAUUAAUAUCUCCAGAAAAUGCUGUGUGCAGCAUAGAUAUAGACUUGGAGCUUCAACAUUGCUUUUAUUGCAAAGUGUUCUAGAAGCCUUAAUUUUUCUCUGAAUUAAAAAAAGGUUUUUGUCAGAUGUGUGCCCUUACAUUUAAUGGUAGAUUUCCAGUGGUUCUUGUUGAUUUUUGAACAUUUGAAAAUCUGUUAUAAUGAAGGCUGCUUAGAAUCUGAUAAUCAUGAUUAUGGCAUUAUUUAAUGCCUAGCACAAAUAUACAAACCUGAAUACGUGAAAAGGCAGAAAGUGGGUAUUUUAAAUGAGCCAAUGUUCCUUUAGUUAAAAUAACUGAUGUGACACACUAAUCCUUGACUUGCAACCUGUUGCUGGCGAAGGUGUGGUUUGGGGAGGAUAGGUUAUGGCUGAGGUACUGCCAAGACUCCAAAUUUAAGAGAAGCUUCAGGAUUAAUGCCAAAUUUCCACAGGUCAUUUUCUUAAGAGGAAAAGUACUGUGUUGCGUAAAGUUGUUCUCUUUAUACUAGUGUUUGUUGUGUACACCGUGGCAGAAAUUCUUCUUUGAAAAAGUGACUCGAGAGUAACAUGGGGGGAUGGGUAGUGUGAAAGGGAGAGGAGGUGGCAGCGAGAUAGAACUGCCAUAAGUUUAUUUCUCUUCCAAAUCAUCUCUUAUUUUAGAUGGAGCGACCAAAAGCGGAGAGGCUGUCGCCUCGACCCCUGGCGGUUUGGAAACGCCAGUUUCCCUAUACCCGUUGGUGCUCAGAAAAGAUGGAAGCAAAGCCACCCUGGCCCGCGGAAUUCCGGCCUUUGUCCCUUUCGGCUCCCUAUUGGCUGGGGCUGCUGGAGCCCCGCCUCCUUCCAUUGUGGGGGCGGGGUUUUGUGACGUACUCCUUGACGGUUCCCAGGAGUAUAAAAGGCCAGCUGGGCGCGCUGACUCCUUCAGGAGCCGCCGGCAAGGAGUCAGCAAGGAAGCUCUUUAGAACGUAGCCGGAAAGAAGUUGAGAUUACAGACAUCCUACCAAAAUGAUUUCUUCAAAGCCCAGACUUGUCGUACCUUAUGGCCUCAAGACUCUGCUCGAGGGAAUUAGCAGAGCCGUUCUCAAAACCAAUCCACAAAACAUCACCCAGUUUGCAGCUGUUUAUUUUAAAGAACUUAUUGUGUUUAGAGAAGAGAAACCUUCUCUGGAUAUAAAAGAUCUGGUUAAACAAUUUCAUCAAUGCAAAGUUGAGAAGUGGUCAGAAGGAACGACACAAGAGAAGAAACCAGAAUAUGUAAAAGAAUCAGGAGAAAUAUCUACAGUUUCCCAAGAACCUACACGGAUGGAAAAAUCUACAGACACAGAGGAGGACAAUAUAGCUGGACCACAGUUUAGCAACAAAACCACUCAGUUCCCAUCAGUUCAUGCUGAGCUCCCGCAAGAGCCUGAGGUGACAAGUGAAGCAGCUAGUGGUCCUUCAAAGGCAUCUACUCCUAAGACUGCUACCCCACCCUCAUCACCAUGUCCAACAGCUGUCUCACCAGAGGUUGCCUAUGUCCCAGCUGACCCAGCUCAGUUUGCUGCUCAGAUGUUAGGUAAAGUUUCAUCUGUUCAUUAUGAUCAGUCUGACGUUUUAAUGGUGGAUGUGGCAACAAGUAUGCCUGUUUUUUCCAACGAGGUGCUGAGCUCAGAGGCUGCUGAAGAUAACAUGGUAGCUGCUUCUGUUGCGUAUUCUGAUGAGGGGGUAGCAAGGCAGGUUGUGAGCCAAACAUCUGGCCAUGUAGACUUGGGUUCUAAACCUAAAGACAAUAAGGCUGAACCACCAACGGCUUCCUUACUCCCCUUGCAGGAUGAACAAGAACCUCCUGCUCAUGAUCAAGCUCCUGAGGUCCCUUUGCAGGCUGAUACUGAGGUUACAUCAGCCAUUCGUAUAUCAUCUGUCUAUAAAGAUGACCCUGUGAUUGAAGGAGUUACUUAUGUCGAGCUAAUGCCAGGACAAAUAGUCAUCCCUUUACCCGAUCAAGCUGCUUCUCUUAAAGAAAAUGAGCUGUUACCACCAGUUAGUUCCACACCUACACUCAAGACAGACUCAGGCACAUCUGAAAAAUCUGUAGAUUCUGCAAAAUUUGCACAGUUGGAGGAUGCAAAACUUAAUUCCUCAGUAUAUGUGGAGGGAGAAGCAACAGUUGUGAUCUCUGACACCUUUUUGAAAGGUCCAUCUGCACUAUCCCUGGAUGCAGAGGGCUCUGCCAAUGUAGUAGGCUCUGAAAAAUCUCUGCACCUUGAAGUGGAGAUCGUUGCGAUAGUCCCUGAGCAGGAAAAGUCAUGGGAAAACUCUGCAUCCCAGGAGAUGGGGGUCAAACCUGUGCUUUCUGGGGAAGCUACAAAAACUGUGCACUCAGGUACAUCUGUAAGAUCAUCUAGUGGCCCCCCUCCUCCUGGUCCAGAAAGUCUUACUGAACCAGAAAUCGAACCAGAAUGGGAAGCAGCACCUGAACAAGGUUUGAUGAAGCCAGCAAUAGCAACAAGCGAAGCAGGACAACCACCACCAUAUUCUAACAUGUGGACCCUUUAUUGUCUAACUGAUAUGAAUCAACAAAGUCGCCCAUCACCGCCACCUGCACCGGGGCCUUUCCCCCAAGCAACCCUCUAUUUAUCUAAUCCUAAGGAUCCACAGUUUCUGCAGCAUCCACCGAAAGUUACUUCUCCAACUUAUGUGAUGAUGGACGACAGCAAGAAGACCAGUGCCCCACCUUUUAUUUUAGUAGGCUCCAGUGUUCAGGAAGCACAGGAUUGGAAACCUCUUCCUGGUCAUGCGCUUGUUCCCCAGUCAGACACCUUGAAGAGAUAUGCUGCAGUCCAAGUACCCAUUGCUGUUCCUGCAGACCAGAAAUUCCAGAAACAGCCCCCUAACCCCCAGAAUGCUAGUCCUCCUACAAGUGGACAGGAUGUCCCCAGGCCACAAAGCCCAGUUUUUCUUUCUGUUGCUUUCCCGGUAGAAGAUGUAGCCAAAAAAGGUUCAGGAUCUGGUGACAAACAUACUCCCUUUGGAAGUUAUGGUAUUGCUGGAGAAAUAACCGUGACUACUGCCCAUGUUCGCAAAGCAGAAACAUAAAACUGGUAGGUAAAUUUUCCUACCAUAAUAUGUAGGCCUUAAAACAUGAAUUUUUAGCAUUUUGAUUUGUUGACCUGGACACUGAGAUAUUUUUUAAAAAUAAAUUGAAUUGAGAUAUGCAGUGAGUUAGGGUAUACUCUAAUUUGAUGAGAUUAUUGCCUCCAGCUUAUCACCAAUUACUAAUAAUGCACAGCAGUGCACUGUACCGUUAUGACUCACACCAAGGAUCUGGUGCCUAAUACAUGGACCGAUCAACCCAAUCACUUUUGAACACCUGGUUCUGUGUCUAGCCCCCUGGAAAAUGCUAAAAGGGGAUGGAUUUGAAAAGUCUUAUGUGGGAAUUUACAAUCUAGUUGGCAUAUUGAAGGGGUAGGGAGGAGCAAAGAUAAAAGAGCUGGGAACAACUGGAGAGCAAGGUAAGAGAUUAUAUAUGGAAUACCCAAUAAAUGGUAGUAAGAGUUUACUCCCUCUUAGAGUGAAUAUAGUAGAAUGGAUUGGAAACACAUUAGAGCUAAAGAGACAACUGGAAUUAAUCACAGAUAUGAGUUUUAUCACUCAUUUAAAAGUUUUUCAUUCAACCAGUACUUGAUGCCAGGUACUGUGCUAGCUAGCCCCUUGUCCCCCACGUGUUUACAGGACAGUGAGCAAAACAUGAACUGUAUACCUUAGUGGAGGAGAUGGACAAAAAAUUACAAUGUGUUAAGGAUUAUGAAGAAAACAAACAUGGUACUGAUACCAGCCUGCCUUUAUUAAGCCCAGAGUAUGCAAAGAGCCCUAGAGUUCUAGGGCAGGAAAGAACAUGGGGGCUGGAGGUACUGCAAGUGGGAGGUAGGGGAGGGUACAUAAGAGGAAACUGGAGACGUGAAGAGAAGACCAUAAUUCAGGGUCUCUGCAUACCAAGGAGAAAGAUUUGGAUUGAAAGUUCAAUGAGAAACCAGAAAAAUGAUAGAUCCCUCUGGCUGCUACGUGGGAAAGGAUGGAACGUCAGGAGGAGGUCAUUAGAGGAAGUAGGGAGACUAGCUGAGAGUAUAUAAUACAAGUGUUAUACCUACACACCAAGGAAUUCGGUUACUUAGAACAACUGGUGGGAAUUGGUUCAAGUACUACAGUGACUAUAUUUAUGGUGACAAUUCUCAGUCAUCAAAAUAUCUUAAGGCGAUGGGCAUUUACUUAUUCCCUUUUUGGACUUAUAGUAGAACGGAUAAAAUGGCUGUUUUCAGCAUGAAAUGCUAGGAUACCUUACUGCAAAUGCACAAGUAACUGAUUAGAUUCAUUAUUGCUUAGUGACAGGAGGGGAGACCUUGCAUUUCUAAUCUCACUUCACAUGUUCAGUUUCAUGAUUAAAUUUAAACAAUUCGCUACAUUAUUCCUAACAGAUGCCGAAAAUGAGGCUGUUUGAGUCAACGUUCAAGGUGGAGUCUGCCACCAAGCCUAAUAUAUCAAUAAACUUCAUGCAAGCACAAAA